Messenger RNA from Peniophora sp. CBMAI 1063, 3447 nucleotides. The record is from the annotation of a GenBank genome assembly. NCBI's taxonomy places the organism in Eukaryota, Fungi, Basidiomycota, Agaricomycetes, Russulales, Peniophoraceae.
AUGGCGGAGCGCGUGGGUUUAUGGGAGACGAAGGAGGUUUACUCGGAGAGGUAUGGCCAGGUGCUACGAGUGUUUGGAGUCGAGGAGCGCAGCGUCCGGGACUCCUUGCGGCAUGAUAUCCGCGAUUUUGAUAAUAUCACUCGUGGUCUGAAAGCUGCCGAUGUUUACAGCAGUCUCACCGUCUUUAAGAUGAUGGACAGCUUGUUGUGCAUGCAAGAUCCCUCGAUGGCUCCCACGCUGCCACUCCUGCUGACUGCCGGCAUCGAGCCCGAGCCUAAACCCAAACCCAGACUCAGGUGCCAGGUCUACGACCGUUUCGUUAACAACUUACAAGAGGACGUGGGGGCGAUCUCAUCAGCCUUCCGCACACGCAUCUCGUCCAACGAAGGUUCUGCGCACCCAGACAAUGCCGUUGCCUCACCACCAGCUGGCGACAAGAUAGGAGCGCAGAUUGCGAACGCAUGUUCGCAGCUGAGUGCGGGUGUUACAGUGAGCACAGUCACUAUAAACUUCCUUUUGGCUGCUCUCGCUAUGCGUUUCGUGAGAUGGUCGGUUGCGAGACCAUUGAACGAGGAUCAAGAGCCAAUUCCUCCAGGCGUACCCGAAUUCUCCAAGUUCAACCAUUAUCUGCGUGAUGUCUGCGGUGUAGGACGCGUCGUCAGGGAGAGUGCGGACUCACACAAUCUACUCCAGGCCCUUUACAGCAUGAUCUAUAUCUCUCCGCUACUCCUAUUGACCCCGGCGCUGCUGCAUGAUAAUCCUUUAGCUUUUGGCAAACAUCUGAUGUACUCGCGAUUUAUGCGCGCCCCUGCUCAAGACAUGACGCGCUGGAUGGUCGAAGGCAAGAUAGUACAAGUAGCUCUCGAUCUCGCCUUCACAUCUGAGGAGUUCAACUUGGACACCGCACAAAUCAAGAUACAGGACGUCAUCGAAUCCGCACAACCAAUGAUUACAUCGCCAAUUGUCAUGGGCUUCCCGGCAGUGGGUGAUCUACAAUGGCUCGAGGAAACUUGCUUGGACUCGCAGCGCGCUUCUGGUGUCGACGUUAACGCUCUCGCGGGUCAGAAGCGGGUGGGCGAGGAGUUGGAAACACCGAGAGCCAAAGCGCAACCCCUGCGCCCUUAUCAGGAGCAGGAAUCCGAUAAGGCCGACGAAGGUCUUGAGAUACAAGCUCCGCGCCCUUGCCACGAUAAGCUUGACGAAGGUCAUGAGAUGCAACCUCUGCGCCCUUUCCCGGAGCAGGAACUUGGCGAGGUUGAUGGAGCUGAUGGCUCGUAUUCUCUGGAUUCUGAGCCUGAGCCGAAAAUCUUGAACCUUGACAAAGACGACAGGAUGACCGGCACUGGCGGCGAUACGAUAUCCGAGGAGGACUCGUGUACUGAUGAAGAGGUGCAACAGUGGCUUGCAAGAGUUCUCGAAGAACCCACCUUCAGCUUGCGGAUCCCUCCGUUACCAGAGGCAACCCUGACCAAUGCUCAACUCCAGGAAUACAGGCGGCUACCCACCCUGCAGAAGAAAGCGUUAUUGCGUUGUCAUUCCGAGAUUGAGCGCGAGACUGUUCUGCAAGUUUGGCUUGACGAGAUAGCAGAAGAACAGUAUCAGAAGCAGAUACAGGACUUGGCCGAUAAGCUUUCCCCUGCAGAUCAAGGCGCCUUGCAUGAAAGUCCUUGCGAUGAACUUGCUGGCCCGUCUCCAAGUAAUGAAGAGCCCUCGCCAGUCGGCGAAGAACUCGCACCAUCCAAGCAGACACCGUCCUGGACGUCACCAUCAAACAUCUCGGCCACCCCGUCACAGCCCACUGUCUCAGACAAUUGUCGGUCCGUCGACAUCACGUACGAGACUGUCCAUAAGUCCCAUACAGUCCCGGUCACGCUUCCGGGACCAGACGGUUACCGGCAACGCAUCUGCGAAUAUCUGAAGGGCGUUGAAAAUCUCAAGGACCGUUUUGACGUCCACGACGCCACCGCACAAUUUUGCGAACUCAAGCAUGAUGAAUUCAAAAGAAUGCGCACGAAUGAUAUCCUACGGGAACUUGGCGAUGGCCACACGAUCUACCUCAAGAGCCUCCCGUUAUUUCUCAAUGACUGGGAGUGGGAGCUUGAGUAUUUGGAGAGGGUGGGUGGUUCGACGCAAUGGCAUGAGGUCGUCAAACCCAAGGUACCAAGAACCUCUUCUGAGAUGCAACGCGAUUUGGUGGAGUACAGUUGCAUGCAACUACCAUCUUUCUUACGCGAGGCGUCGGAGAACUGCGGCUGGGAUAUGCCGAAGAUUGAGCUUUCGCACACCCCCGAAUCAUUCCCCCGAUAUAGCGACCUAGCUGAACAUCUGAUGGCCCUAUCCUGUCGAGAAGGGGUGGUGGGGGAUAUCGAAGCCGGCCGAGAGUUUUUGGGUGGAGUACAAACGCAAUGGAAACCUUUGGUGGAUGUCUGGGGUGCCGAAGUGGUUUCACGCGUCUCUAGCGGGUUCCAAUGGGCGAGUCUAAGCCAUCCCGGUGCACAUACGUUCACCCGCAUCGAUACUGGAGGCGCAUGCUCGUAUAUCCUCAAUCUUUCGGGGACGAAACGUUGGUCGACUGCUUGUACUUACCGCCCCAGGACUCAGACAGCUCGACUUCCUUCUGAGGCAGUUUCGUACGCUGCAACCUUUGAACCGUGUCAGGCGAAUCUCGGACGGGGAGGUAUGCUGUACUGGAGGUCUGUACUGACAAAGAAGCGGACGGCUAUCAUCAUGCGACCGGGCAUGGAACACGCGCAAUUCACAAGCGGGACAGAAGGGUGCGCCAUGAUUGGCGCAUACUUCUUCAACUCCGCCUGUCUGGGGGCGAGCUUUUGUGUGUAUGUGUCGACCCUGAUUGGGCUCUCGAAUCUCACAGACACAAUCCGCCAUUCGAUUCUACCCACGAUACAAGCAUUUCCGUGCUGGUGGGCCACCGCUGUGGAUGGAAGUAAAGCAUCUCGGUCGAUGCCUCGUUGGAAGCAGGAAGGCGCGGAGCAAUUUAUCGCCGCCUUCGCGUUCGUCAUCUUCAACUCGACUCUCACGUACGAGAAUUAUGCGCAGAACGAGUGUCAAGAGUACUCAUCGGCUCUCGACGUGAGUGAGGAUGUACGCUUAAAGAUCGCACGCGCGUCCGUCCUUCAUCUUUGGUCGGACGCGUGCUCCCGACACAGGAUAGAAAUGGAGGGAUGCCCUGGCUUACUGCCGGUCAUGACCUACGUCGGUCGGGCUAUGAUCACUUGCGCAAAGUGCUGGAGGGACUCUCGGAAGGGAUGGACCGCAGUGCAAGUCGAGCGCAUAACGGAGCUGGUGUUGCACGACUUGAGGGAGGCAUUUGGGGACGCAAUCGACGCUCGCGACCUCACCGCCCCAUUGAAGCCCGAUGCGAAGUUUCUGCCGACCGUACUCGUCAAGAAAGGUGUCACCCCGCGCGAGGAGUUGUGGUCAACAUGA